GCAAGAUCCAGAAGUGAUCCUUUUUUUUUCUCCUUUUUUUUUUUUUGUGCGUCUUUCCCCCUUUCCCCUGGAGUUACAAACUAUUUUCGAAGCCAGCUGCUGCUCCUGCUCUCCGAAUUUCCCCCGCUGCAGAAGGAGCCCGCAGAAACCCGGAGAUCCACCGCCGCGGGGGCUCCUCUUCCUCUUUCGCGCAGACCCCCCCCGGUUAUUUUUCGCCGUGUUUUUAACUCCUCCGCCCUCCCCCCCCCGCCCCGGCCGCCGUGUGCGUGUGCCUUGGUGUCGCCGCUGCCCCGUGUGUGCGUGCGCGCGGUGACACGGCGGCUCGGCAAGCUGCUCCUCCAAGUCCCCUGCCCCAAUUUGCCCGGACCAUGCUCUGACCACACAAAGACGGGCUUUUCCGUGAAGGACAUCCUGGCUCCCGACACCAACGACGAGGACGGUUCCGCCGCGGAGGGCGGCGAGGAGGAGAGCGAAGCGCCGGAGCCCCCCAAGAAAGCGGGCGUUCUGGGACAGACCCCCUUGGACACUGUUCAGGCGCGCCCGAAGAGCCCCUUCUACGACAACAGCGACAACCCCUACACGCGCUGGCUGGCGAGCGCCGAGGGCAUCCAGUACUCCCUGCACGGGCUCACGGCCGGCGGCGGCGGCCCGGACGCCGCCGCCAAGUCCCCGGAGCCGUCGGCCGACGAGUCGCCCGACAACGAGAAGGAGGCGGCGGGCGGCGGGGACGCGGGGAAGAAGAGGAAGAGGAGGGUGCUCUUCUCCAAGGCGCAGACCUACGAGCUGGAGCGGCGGUUCCGGCAGCAGCGGUACCUGUCGGCGCCCGAGCGGGAGCACCUGGCCAGCCUGAUCCGCCUGACGCCCACCCAGGUGAAGAUCUGGUUCCAGAACCACCGCUACAAGAUGAAGCGGGCCCGGGCCGAAGGUAUGGAAGUGACUCCUCUUCCCUCCCCGCGGCGGGUGGCCGUGCCGGUCUUAGUCAGGGACGGCAAGCCCUGCCACACGCUCAAAGCUCAGGACUUGGCAGCCGCGACUUUCCAGACGGGAAUCCCCUUCUCCGCCUAUAGCGCCCAGUCUCUACAGCAUAUGCAAUACAACGCCCAGUACAGCGCGACCAGCAACCCCCAGUACCCCACAGCACACCACUUGGUACAGGCUCAGCAAUGGACUUGGUGAACGCUGUAGGAGAGCGUGCACACACGCACACGUUCCAUGCGCGCAACCUCACGCAAGCACACACACGCAAAAAGGAGGAAAAAAUAGAGAGACAGACAGACUGAUGCUCCAAAAAGAAAAUCAAACUACAGGGGAAGGAAUGGAGAGGGAAACGCUAUUACUAUUAUUAUUAUUAUUAUUGCUAUUAUUAUUAUUAUUAUGUUUGGGGUUUUUUUCCCUCUCCUUUUUCUUUCCCCUCCAUUUUUGGGGGGCUCGGUUUCAU
Cygnus olor (mute swan) is the source of this 1438-nucleotide messenger RNA. RefSeq names its product NK2 homeobox 2 (gene NKX2-2). Gene Ontology annotation, molecular function: DNA-binding transcription factor activity, RNA polymerase II-specific; RNA polymerase II cis-regulatory region sequence-specific DNA binding. The record is from RefSeq and is a predicted model, not a curated record. NCBI's taxonomy places the organism in Eukaryota, Metazoa, Chordata, Aves, Anseriformes, Anatidae. Gene Ontology annotation, cellular component: nucleus. Gene Ontology annotation, biological process: cell differentiation; regulation of transcription by RNA polymerase II.